This is a messenger RNA of Linderina pennispora, 1567 nucleotides long. Its product is annotated as MFS general substrate transporter. The coding region runs from base 158 to 1525 and encodes 455 amino acids. The transcript has a single exon. Gene Ontology annotation, cellular component: fungal-type vacuole membrane. Gene Ontology annotation, biological process: transmembrane transport. The record is from RefSeq and is a predicted model, not a curated record. Gene Ontology annotation, molecular function: transmembrane transporter activity. NCBI's taxonomy places the organism in Eukaryota, Fungi, Kickxellomycota, Kickxellomycetes, Kickxellales, Kickxellaceae.
CUUUCUUCAGUCGGGAUAUCCGAAAAGCAUAAAUAGCGACGACAGACCACACCACCAGGGUUUCUAUGUUCUCUUCAACCACCAUCUUUGGAAGCUUUUGUCAUAUCCCUAUUGGUACCUCCUCACGGUUCUGAUUCGAAUAAUGGAUAGAAUCAACAUGCCAAGCACCGACGCUACGGCGAAUGAGUCUAUAACUGCCGCAGCUACACCUAACAGCACCUACCUUCAAUCACAAGACCCAGAAGCAACCAAAGGCAUCACUGCUGAAAGGACUGACGCCGCAAGCAUCGACGACGUCAUUGAAUUCGCUCCUCCCGACACCAAAUAUGCCUGGUUCAUUGUGGCUGCUGCCUUUUGCAACCUAACAACCACCAUGGGAACGCUGAAUUCGUUCGGUGUUUACCAAGAAUACUACUUGAACGACCUGUACAAGAACGACUCGGCAGUAGUCAUUGCAUGGGUGUCAACCCUCAUCUCAUUCUGCAUGUUCUUUGGAUCGGUCGUGACAGGGAAGCUGACAGACGAGUUUGGGUUCCGCAUUACAUGCCUUGCGGGUGCAAUUAUUUGCGGUGUGGCACUGAUUUUGGCAUCAUUCACGCACACGGUUUGGCAGCUGAUGUUGACCCAGGGCAUCAUGCUUGGGCUCGGCGCUUCGUUCAUAUUCUCUCCUUCUAUGUCAAUCGUUGCUCAGUGGCACGUCAAACAUCGUAUUCUGGCAACAGGGAUUGCUGUUUCAGGUGGCGGCGUCGGGGGGAUGGUCUUCUCGGAGGCAGCACAUCAAAUGAUGAAUAGCAUCGGCUAUCGCUGGUCGCUGCGCGUGCUUGGGCUAGUUAUUGCCGCAAUCAGCGGCUCAGUUUCACUGGUGUAUAAGCCCCGAGUGUCGGUUCCAAAGAGCGGGAAUGCCAGGCUGCUGUAUAUGCUGUGUAAAGACCCGCGUUUCCUUUGCAUUGGUGGUGCUGUCACACUCAUUAACAUGGGGUACUUUGAGCCACUUCUUUAUGUGCCAACAGCCGCCGUCAAGGAAACUGGAAUGAGGUCGACGGCAUCAAACAUUGUACUGGUAUUUAAUGCUGGGACGACAAUUGGACGUAUACUUUCCGGUCCAAUCUCGGCAGUGCUUGGCCCCCUCAAUGCUAAUCUGGCGUCUAAUGUCCUAUCGUUCAUUCUGAUAUUCGUCCUACUGCAAGGCGUCAAGACGAUCGCAGCUUACUAUACGUUCAGUGUUAUUUUCGGCGCCAUAUCCACACUGUAUCUGGCAAUCAAUGCGCACAUCAUGGCCAAUGAGUUUGGCGCGCAUGUUAUUGCUUCGUCAGUUGGUCUGAGCAUGGCGUGCUGUGGAAUCGGCGUUCUCAUUGGGAAUCCAGUGCAAGGUGCUCUGUACGAAAACUAUGAUCGUCCUCACGAUAAGUUCACGGCUGUGACUGCGUGGGCUGGUGCAUGUUUUGCAUUGGCGUCUGUGUGCUAUGCUAUACUUCGCAUUCUGGCUGUUAGAAAGCGUAAGCGCUCCUAUUUUUCAAAGAUGUAGCCACCGGUACAAUAAAUUUGCCUGCUACUAUUCGCAAUACAA